AUGCGGUGGGGCCGGGGCGCGGGGCUGGCCGCGCUGCUCCUGGUGGCUGCGGGCAGAGCCCAGGUGCAGCAGGAGCCGUGGGCAGAGACCACGGAGGACACCGCCAUCACUAUCAACUGCUCUCACCCCGACAUCAAGUUAACCGAGUUCAUCAACUGGUACCGUCAGUUCCCGGGCCGAGGUCCCGAGUGGCUCGUGAGCGGUCACAAAGGGUCCCAGGAGCUGCGGUCGCCGUUGGGGCGGCUGUCGGUGUCGGCAGACCGGCGGUCCAGCGGGCUGCGGCUCUCCCGGCCCCGGCGCGGGGACGCGGCCGUGUACUGGGCCAUUCGGGCGAGGAGGGAAGAUGUGGGCAUAGCUGAUAAGCUUAUGUUUGGAAGCGGGACGACUCUCACAGUUGAACCAAACAAUGUAAGCCAUUCUGACCCACAAGUCAUUGUUAUGAAGUCAAAGAAACUGGAAGAAGAUGGAAACACUAGGAAAGCAGCUUGUUUGGCAAGAAAGUACCAUACAAAGAACAUCAUCUUGAAGGUGUCCUCUAGUGAAGUCAUAUAUGAGCAAAAUACACCUGUUUUGACAUCAGAAGGGUUGUAUGAUACUAUUAUGGUGGUCAAUGCGACAAAAGACACAGAGGUGUCCUGCACAGCCAAAUACGAUGGCAGAGAUAUUACAGCCAAUGAAACAUUGCCAGAAAAGGAGGCUGAAGAAUCAGUAACACAGAAUGUUUGCAACACCACAGACACCUCUGCACAAGAUGCUGAAGGAGAGAAAACAAACAUGCUGUCUAUGGCUGUGUUGGGCUUGAGAGUCCUACUGGCAAAAAGUGUUGCCUUCAAUACACUCAUGAGUAUCAAGCUAUUUCUUUUCUGAGCUGGUGGGGAAGCAAGGCAGCAGCACUCUGAAGAGCAGCUGAGAGAGCGUGUUCUAGCAGCACAACGGGUCAAACAGACAGUGUCAAAUCUGCUGACAACAACCAUCCAGAACACAACACAGCACCCUCCCUUCCAGAAAUUCUAUACUGCUGAGUCCUGCCUGGCUAGUUUAUUUGAUUUUAAGACUUGUAGCUGCUUUUGCUGUUUCUUUUUCUGUAUGACCUGAGGAGAUUGUAUUUUUCCUUAUCCCCCUGCUAAGUAGAAGUUGAUUACCCCACUGGUCUAGCUUCUGCAUAGAAGCAUCCAGCUUGCUUCAAUAGCUUUGAAAAAUCCAGUCCUCAUAGACAUAUGACCCUUUUACAACAUCACUUACAGGCAUGUUACAUUAUUGAUGUAUUACUGCUGAGAGAAUUCAGGCAGAGUAGAUGCUAUUUACAGCUUUAAUGUUUUUUAGAUAGCUGUAACACCAACAAUUUUCUAGUGUAGAUGAGAAGACCUGUGUUGGAUCUGAAGUGAUUCAGUUCAACCAGAUAAUGUUCAGCCCUGGAAGUGUUUCUUUAUUAAACCUGCAUUUCUUCUGCAAAAUGUGUG
Messenger RNA from Colius striatus (speckled mousebird), 1460 nucleotides. RefSeq names its product T cell receptor alpha chain MC.7.G5-like. The transcript has 9 exons. The coding region runs from base 1 to 867 and encodes 288 amino acids. Gene Ontology annotation, biological process: response to bacterium. The record is from RefSeq and is a predicted model, not a curated record. NCBI's taxonomy places the organism in Eukaryota, Metazoa, Chordata, Aves, Coliiformes, Coliidae.